AUUUGUCGAAGAGGGCCAUAUUCCUUACAUAAAUGCUUUUCAGCAUUUUCCAGAAGAGAUGAAAUUGUAUGGGCGUGACAAAGGAAUCUUUGCUAUAGAGUCGUGGCCUGACUAUGAGGAUAUCUAUAACAAAGUGAUUGAAGUUGCCACAUUUUUAGACUUGCCUCGUUUUCCAGACAUAACUAAAGAGUGCUAUCUUCAUCCCAACAUCUUGUGUAUGAAGUACUUAAUGGAAGUCAAUCUUCCUGAAGUACUGCAUGUCCUCACUCAUAAGCUGUUGUCCCCAUUCUUUCUGCUCCCCGAAGUGGAUUUUCUGACAUUUGAUCCUGUAGCUAAAAUGGCAAAAACUGUUAAAUAUGAUGUACAAGCUGUGGCUGUCAUUGUAGUAGUAUUGAAACUGCUCUUUUUAUUGGAUGACAAUUUAGAAUGGUCUUUGUCUAAUCUUGCUGAAAAACAUAAUGAAAAGAACAAAGAAGAUAAGCCAUGGUUUGAUUUCAGAAAGUGGUACCAAGUUAUGAAGAAAACUGUUGAUGAGAAAAAACAAAAAUGGGAGGAAGCAAGGGCAAAGUACAUAUGGAAAAGUGAAAAGCCACUCUACCACUCAUCCAUUGACAGAUCAGUAGUUUAUAAAAGAAGAGAAAUGGUGGUGAAUCUGCAAAGGCAAUUUAGCACACUGGUUGAUUCAGUACCAACUAUUGGGAAAAAAAGCCCUUCAAGUUUUCAGUUCAACUGGAUAGCAGAAGACACUGAUCAAACUUGUUUCCAUGGACAUAGCCUCCAGGGAGUCCUGAAAAAGAAAGGCCAAUCGCCGAUCACCAAGAAUUCAUUAUAUUGGCUUAGUACACAGAAAUUCUGUAAAAGCUAUUGUAAACAUGUGACAACCUAUGAAGAAUCCAAUUUUUCUCUCAGUUAUCAGUUCAUACUAAAUCUCUUCUCCUUCCUGCUAAGAAUAAAGACCUCCAUUCUCCAUGAAGAAGUGAGCUUAAUUGAAAAGAAACUUUUUAAAAAAAGAUAUAGUAAAACAAAAAAGAAAUCUUCAAGGUCCAGGAAAGUGAGAAGACGUUGAGAAAAAUGAAAUAGAAACUUUCUUGGAAUCCAUGUACUGGCCAGCAGCCAAAAAAAAAAUCU
This is a messenger RNA of Galeopterus variegatus (Sunda flying lemur), 1128 nucleotides long. It is a transcript of the gene TAF1B, whose product is annotated as TATA box binding protein (TBP)-associated factor, RNA polymerase I, B, 63kDa. The annotation marks the transcript as partial. Gene Ontology annotation, cellular component: RNA polymerase transcription factor SL1 complex; RNA polymerase I core factor complex. Gene Ontology annotation, molecular function: RNA polymerase I core promoter sequence-specific DNA binding. The transcript has 9 exons. NCBI's taxonomy places the organism in Eukaryota, Metazoa, Chordata, Mammalia, Dermoptera, Cynocephalidae. The record is from RefSeq and is a predicted model, not a curated record. Gene Ontology annotation, biological process: RNA polymerase I preinitiation complex assembly; nucleolar large rRNA transcription by RNA polymerase I.